Molecule: messenger RNA, 588 nt
Organism: Adineta ricciae
Lineage: Eukaryota; Metazoa; Rotifera; Eurotatoria; Adinetida; Adinetidae
Source: the annotation of a GenBank genome assembly
AUGGUCAGGGCAGGUGUAACGAACAUUGAAACUGAAAUGCACACAAAUGAACCAAUAUCAAAUGAAUUGAAGGAUGAAAGUUCAUUAGCACGACAACUGACAGAACAGCAUACCAUAUCAACAGUGUAUCGACCUGUUUCUCGCCGAAAGCGAUGUCGCCGACAAUCUAAACGGUCAAAAAAAUCUAAAUUGCGAAAGAAAAUGCAACAUAAACGAAUGAUGCCAUCAACACCAAAACCAAGUCAAGAUCCAUCACUUGUACACAUCGGUAGCACAACGAACGAUUCAUUGGAUGAUAUCAGGGGCGAAGAGUACAAGUUUUCAUCAAAAGAAAUCUACGAGCAGGAAAAAAUCGAUGUAAUGGACCGCGAACACCAAUGGACACAACAAUCGUUGGAUGAUUUCGAAAACUUCAAUGAAUUGGAAGAAAUUGUCCGGUUGCAUGAGGAAACUGAACGAGUCGACGAAACGGAAGCUGUUCGUGUAUUUGCGGCUCUACUCGAACAGGAAGCACGUGACCAACACUUCAUGUUGAUGGAAAAUAAAGAAAAUUUUGUCUUUUUAUAUAAUAAUCAAGGAACAAAGUAG